Cercospora beticola is the source of this 1611-nucleotide messenger RNA. RefSeq lists its product as uncharacterized. NCBI's taxonomy places the organism in Eukaryota, Fungi, Ascomycota, Dothideomycetes, Mycosphaerellales, Mycosphaerellaceae. The record is from RefSeq and is a predicted model, not a curated record.
AUGGGCGGCCAGCGUGUGGACGAGGGAAAUGCGCUGUCUUACCCACCCAUUGAAGGUGCAGAUGUUCAGCCUGCGUCGGUAUCCGCUCCGUCUAUGGCCACAUCGCCGCAGUAUUCUCAGCAACCACUGAGCCAUGAUCAUCAAGGCCAGCUCACUGCCACGGUCAACAGCACAGCGUCUAGGAAGCAACGCAAGGGCGGAAACAGACGCCAUAUCAAGAGCACAGUCAACAUCGUUGCCGAACCCCACCACACAAAGUUGGGGUUCUUCGCUGGAAUGACCAUCGCGCAAAUAUUCAGGCCUGGAAACGGCAUCGAUAUCGAUACCUUCUUCGGCGCUAAGGCGUUGUACAUCGCAGCGCAUAUCCCCUCACCGAAGAGAGUUGAGGCAAUGAUCAACGAGAAGCAUCAGGCGGAGAACAGCACGGAUGAGGAUCUGGUCAAAGAAAAGCUUUUCGACAAGCGGCUCGCGGGUGCUCUCAACCACAAGUUCGGCCCGGACAACCUCCAGCGCUCGAAAGACGCACUGAAGCUUGCUCAGAAGACCGAUCAAGCUCGUCAAAACUAUAUUGCCAUGCUGGUAGCCGAUGACAGCUCUGAGCUCAACCCGAUAAGCAUCUGCACAUAUGCCGGCUGCCCCGCAAAACACGCGCGAGCACAAGCAUCCCAGAGUCGUUCGAGUGCCUCAACUCCUGCCGCAUCAUCGUCCGCCAUUGCCUCUGCCACCGGUGUCGGUCCUGGGCCAGCCUCUAUGGGCGAGACAAGCAGCGAGGAACAGAUGAUUACGUCUUACGCGGCGGCCGCCGAGACAGUUGGUGGCGCAUCGUCACGCCUCCACAAGCGUGCUCACGAUACACAAGGCUCUGAUACGAGCUGCGAGACAUUGAGCAGAGCUGUUUCGAAGCGUCGCAAGUUGAGUGAUGAGAAUGCUGCACAUCGCGAGCAGCAGCAAGGAGAGUUUCGCGCUCAGCCUGAUAGGCUGACGACGCUCGCUGCUAGCAACCACAACAACGAGAGCUCAUUUGUUCCCAACCAUCAUUCGGAGGACCAAGAGGAGGUUGCUGGUAUUCAGAGCCAGCAUUUGCUGGGCAACUCUCACCUUGACCACGCCGAGGGUGCAGAGAGUCUAUCGGUGCAUCAAGGAAUUUCCGCAGCUGUCAGUCAUCAUUCAGCUCCAUCGACUCUUGCACAGCCAAUCGAUGCCGCAAGUGGAAUGGGUGUUGGAAUAGCCGAAGCAUCGAAGGGCCCUGAUCACGGGCAGCAAGACAUCGAGGACACCAUCACGCAAAUGGGUAGUGGGCUAUAUCCGAGCAUGGAGCCACCAACAUCGACAACUCCUUACUAUCAUGAGGGCCCAGCCGCCCUGAAUGAGUUUGCGCAAGAUGUCGACAGCAGUCUAGAAUUUGAGCAACAAGACAGCUUUGAUGCUGGCAAAAGCGGCCUGACACUAGGCGAGGAGCAUCUGCUGGGCAACAAUGGAACUACUACCCACCAGAUGGUUGACAGUGAGGGCAAUCGGGAGAGCUACAUGAGAGGCAACAAGUUCCAGCUGGAUCCAGAGCUCGACACGCUUGGGCAUUCUGAAGAGGGAGGCGAUUCCAUUACCCUCUGA